This is a messenger RNA of Lactuca virosa, 294 nucleotides long. Lineage: Eukaryota; Viridiplantae; Streptophyta; Magnoliopsida; Asterales; Asteraceae. The record is from the annotation of a GenBank genome assembly.
AUGAGGAUUUUCUAUCACUGCGAUCAGGUUGGUCACGUGAAGACCAACUGUCCACAGCUUGUUGCCAGGCCGGCGCAGGCUCUAGCGCUGGCUACACUAAGGAUUACUGACGGGGGUCAGGGUAGGGCAGAGCCUCUGAAGGCUCGAGGAUCCAAGACAUCACCAGAUGUGGUUGCUGACUGGCUUAGUCGCUUCGGUGCCAUGAUCGACUGCGAGGGUCAGCGGGUGGUAGUUCGAACCCCAAGUGAGGUAGAACUGGUUAUCUACGGCGAGGGCACCAGAUUGGGAACAUAG